AUGUGCCCCCCAGUCAGCAUGCCUUACCUGUUGGAGGGCUUGUCCUACCUGCACCAGUCUUGGGUUUAUCAGCUUCAGCAUGGCCCCCAUCUGCAGGUCUGCUUCACGUGCUUCAACUCCGCCUUGCUGGACCUCAGAGGGUUGCUGGAGCUGGAGGACUGGGGAGCUGAAGACUGGGACUCUGAACCAAUGGAGUUCACGGAGGAAGGUCCUGAGCAGGAGGGACACCUGGGGGUGGGGCCAAGCUGGGGGCAGGGCCAAGGGCAGUUUGCAGAGGGAGGCUCUGGGGAUGGGGGCCCUGGAGCCUCGGCGCCAGCCCCAGAGGAGUUGGAGGAGUUGGAGGAGUUGGACAUGUACUUCCACUUUGUGCCCACCGAGCUGUUGCCUCAGGAUGCAGUGCCUCUGGCCCUGGGCCCGGAAGACGCCAACUGGACUCAGGGGCUCCCCUGGAGACUUGAGAUACCUCCUGCCUGCCCGCACUGGCCGAGCCUCCCUCCCCCAUAGCAGAGCUCCCUGAAAGCGGAUCUGCCCCCGGGGGAGCCCGUGGUGCUGGAGCUGGGCUGUGCCCAGGCCCUGGACCCUGCUAAGGCCGAGGCCUGGUUACUGGACCUGCAAGUCAUCGCCAUGGUGGGCUGCUUCGACGCCAUCUACCUCCGCAAGAUGGCACCCUACCGGGCCCUGCGAACCCCAAGCCAGGGCUGGAAACUGCUGCUAGAGCCCAAGGAGCUGUGGUUGGUGAGGCUUCAGGAUGCACUCCAGCAACAGGACCUGCACCGGUGGAAGCUGAGCAUUCCGGAAUCUUCCUUCGCAGGGCAGAAUGAAGAGCUGGUGCCCGCGGACAUGGCCCUGCUGAAGCAGGGAUUCACCAUCCUGUCCUAUUCGCCCUUGGCCAAUAGGGAGCCCGAGCAGGGGGACUCGGCGUCUAGGCCAACAUCCUCUACACAAGGACAGGAGCCCAGCACCACUGAGACCUGGGGCAGCGGGCCUGGGGAGAAGCUGGCUGCCGCUGGAGUCUCGACCCUGGAGGAGCUGCCCUGUGUCCAGCCCCUCAGCCCGGGGCCCCAGAACUGA
Messenger RNA from Trichechus manatus latirostris (Florida manatee), 1071 nucleotides. RefSeq names its product testis expressed 19 (gene TEX19). Lineage: Eukaryota; Metazoa; Chordata; Mammalia; Sirenia; Trichechidae. The transcript has a single exon. The record is from RefSeq and is a predicted model, not a curated record. Gene Ontology annotation, cellular component: cytoplasm; nucleus. Gene Ontology annotation, biological process: spermatogenesis; placenta development; male gonad development.